Triplophysa dalaica is the source of this 2889-nucleotide messenger RNA. It is a transcript of the gene galr2b, whose product is annotated as galanin receptor 2b. Lineage: Eukaryota; Metazoa; Chordata; Actinopteri; Cypriniformes; Nemacheilidae. Gene Ontology annotation, molecular function: G protein-coupled receptor activity. The record is from RefSeq and is a predicted model, not a curated record. Gene Ontology annotation, biological process: G protein-coupled receptor signaling pathway. The transcript has 4 exons. Gene Ontology annotation, cellular component: membrane. The coding region runs from base 179 to 1315 and encodes 378 amino acids.
CAGAGCUUCUCAACAUCACAAUGACUCUGAGGAGUGGAUAAUAAUGUUAUAUGGUUUAUCCAGUGAGCAGCUGGAUCAAUAUUUGAGGUGAAGAAAUCGAUGUCGACUGUCUCUGAGCAACACCUAUUGGGAAGUACUCUUGGAUUAACCGCUGGGCUCUGAAGCUAAACACCUUAAAAUGUCAGAUCACGAGGACCUAAAUAAAGCCAUUGGACACUGGAACGCCUCGGAGAGCUACCAGCUCAACCCAGCCAGCGUCAUUGUGUCGGUGGUCUUCUCGCUCAUCUUCCUUCUGGGAACAAUUGGGAACAGCCUGGUUCUCGCUGUGCUUCUCAGAAGCGGGCAAGUCGGAUAUAACACCACCAAUCUCUUUAUCCUCAACCUCAGCGUAGCUGAUUUCUUCUUCAUUAUUUUCUGCGUGCCUUUCCAAGCCACCAUCUAUUCUCUAGAGGGCUGGGUGUUCGGUUCCUUCAUGUGCAAAGUGGUUCACUUCUUCAUCAACCUCACCAUGUACGCUAGCAGUUUCACCCUUGCUGCCGUCUCUGUGGACAGAUAUCUAGCCAUACGUUACCCCCUGCGCUCCAGAGAACUGAGGACGCCCUGUAACGCUGUUGUCGCAAUGGUAGUCAUCUGGGGCCUGUCUCUCGUUUUUGCCGGUCCCUAUUUGAGUUACUAUGACCUCAUCGAGUUUGAAAACAGCAACGUGUGCGUACCGGGCUGGGAGGAAUAUAAUCGUAAAGUGCUGGAUACCUGUACCUUCGUUUUCGGCUACGUCAUUCCUGUGCUCAUCGUAAGCCUGUCGUACACACGAACCAUCAAGUACCUCUGGACGGCGGUUGACCCUUUGGACGGCAUGUCGGAGUCCAAGCGUGCCAAACGAAAGGUCACCAAGAUGAUCAUCAUAGUCACUGUGCUUUUUUGCAUCUGCUGGCUACCGUACCACGUGGUCAUUUUGUGCUACCUUUACGGAGACUUCCCGUUCAACCAGACCACGUACGCUUUCAGACUGCUGUCCCACUGCAUGGCCUACGCCAACUCGUGCCUCAACCCCAUCGUUUACGCGCUGGUGUCCAAACACUUUCGCAAGGGCUUCAAGAAGGUGUUCAGCUGCAUCCUCAGCAAAAAGGGCCGGAACAAGGUGCACGUGGUCCACGUGGCGAACACCGUUCCCGGCUUUGAGGCCGGCUCCACUGAAGUGUCCCAAAUGAACGAAGAGAACGCCAGACAGAACGAGAACGAAAUGGUCAACCGCCCAAUCACCGAGCCGCAGAACACGACCAUGACCAUAACGUUGCCCUUUCAGAAUCAGCCAUGAUGGAGCGGAGAACGGCUAAUAAUGCCUUACAGAAAGCCUUAUUAAAGACCUCAAACAGAGCCGAGGAUUUUAGCAGCAUCGAUCCACAUCACCAUGGUUUUUUGUUGACUGAAUAAGUACAGCAAAGACUCCGGUUAUUUAAGGUUCAAAUCACUGAACAAACUGAAAAUGUGUUUUCAAUUGGUUUGGAACGAACACACUUUUUCGCUUUGCUUUCUUAUUUUGGCUGUAAUGCUGGAAUAUGUUUAUUCGCAAGCUCUUGUUACUGAGCAGCAUUUUGUGUUUGUUUGUUUGUUUAAGUGUUCUCCUCAGAGCAUGUUUCAAUUUAAUGCUGUGAUGACUAUUCUCCUGUGAAAAUCUGUAAGCGAUUAUUGUACGUAACAUGCUUUAAUAUCUGAAGAGCGUAGUAUCUUUACAUGUGUGAAGCUGUGAUUUAUUUAUCAGGCUUUGAAGAGAAAUCUUGAUUGUGCUCCUUAGCCUCUCCUUACAAGCUCUUUACAAAAUGUGCUUAUGUUAAGUAUGUUCUUGCUCUCACCUCCAACUCAAAUAUUUCUAGUGACUUGUUAAAUUUUUAUUUCUUAUUGUCUCAAUUAAAGUUAUGUACAUUUAAUAAUAGUCACAAGUGAUCACUAGAACAUUUUGAGUUCAGUUCAGAAUUGUUUACAGUGUUUGUGUUUUUCUGCUGUUGUAAAAUGUCUUGAAACUUGAUUAUUGAGUUUACACCCAGCUGAAAAAACAACAGAACAUGAUAAAACACAACAGAUCAUUUAAUGGAUUUAGGGCCAGAUUGUCAGAACAGGGCAAAAUUGCGCGAGAGCACGAUUUAAAAAAAGUGCAGACGGGAGUGAAAAGUUCUGCUGUUGAUUUACUAGCAGGCGUACAUUAAAAACGCAGGCGCAAUAUCUCAUUCCCAUAAUCUACCAAGAGCAGCCGAUUUACUAUUGGGUUUAAGACAUGCUCUUUUAGACGUUAAAUAAAGCCGCAAAUACUGUACCAGUACAAAGAUGAGUGCAAACCUUAGAGCGCAAAAAUUAGUAAACCACGUUGCGUGAUUUAUCUAAAUACUCUCCUCCAAUUAAGUUUGCAUCUGAAGAAACUCCUAUAGAUGCAAUACAAAUGCAGUCAAAUAAACUGUGUCCAUGCCUUUACAGCACGAAAUUGUGUCUUAAGUACAAACAAACAUUCAUUUUUCAAAAAGAGGUGUUUGUGCUGCAAACUGUUCAUAAAUCUGGCCUUUAAUGGAUAUAAUUGGAAUAUUAUAGGUUUUAAUGUAAAUCAUAAUGCCGUCUGUAUGUGAUGGAUUCUAUUGGUGGGGUGUUAUCUGGAAGAUCAAUCCUAUUGGAGUAAUGCCCAAAACACGUUUUGUAAUGAAUUUCGUAAUGGUUUUAAUGGAAAAAGUUGGUUCAAAAUGGUAUUUUAAUGGAAACCAUUAGACUUUUUGUACUGGUUUCUAUUGGGUUUCUAAUGGUUUUUUUUCAGCCGGGCAUAAUAGCUGCACUUCAAAUUCUACACGCUGCUCAGAUCUUCUAAUGUUUACUACAGCCAAAUAAACAUAGCUAAACCGUAUAUUUAUC